GGAAGAACAGUCUAGUCUUUACUUGUCGCAGUGUUUCCAUCAAGCGUUUCUCCUCAGGACUAUGUGCGCAGCGGAGAAUGGCGGAGGCCAGCGCGCUUGAGGAGCUGCAGUCGGAGCUCACCUGUCCGGUGUGUCUGGAGCUGUUCCGUGACCCUGUGAUCCUCGAGUGCGGACACCACUUCUGCCAGGUGUGCAUCGUUCAGUGCUGGGAAGCCAAGGCGGACGAGCUCUCCAGCUGCCCAAAGUGUAGAAAGACGUGCGCGCGUAAACUUCGACCCAACUCACUCCUGUGCAACGUCGUGGACAGCGUGCGCAGAGCCCGGGCCAUGGACGCGGCCGCGGGCACGCUGGGAUGGGAGCCGGAGGGGGAGCUGGAGAUGCCGGAGGAACGCGAACCCGGAUCCAGCAUGAGCAGCGUGGCCUCGUCCAUCGGGCACUGGCCGCGCCUCACCAUGGAUAUGUGCGAGGAGCAUGAGGAGAAGCUGAAGCUCUACUGUGAGGACGACCAGCUGCCCAUCUGUCUGGUGUGCGGAAUGUCCCGAGACCACAAGACCCACAAUGUCAUCCCCAUUACUGAGGCCUUUGAAAACUACAAGGAAAAGCUGUCCGUGGCUCUUGAGAAGGUUCAGCUGCAGGCCGAGGAGGCCACACUCUUCCAAAGCCAAACCAACGAAAAGAUCCUCCUCAUUAAGGAGCGAGCAGGAGAUCUGGAGGAGAUGGUCACUGCAGAGUUUGGCCGCCUGAAAGAAUUCCUACUCGAGGAGGAGGAACGCAUAAAGGAGAGACUGCAGAAGCAGAAAGAGAAGAAACUCAACCAGCUGGAAGAAGCGCUCACGAAGGCCACAGAGCAAAUCAGCCAGCUGGAAACUACGGCUGACAAACUUCGUCUCAAACUGAGGGAAGAAGAAAACCCAGAGCAACUCAAGGGAAUCAAAGAUUUCAUUGGAGGGGCUGAGAGCUUGUUUGAGCGCCCCCCGGAGGUGGCGGUGGAUCUGCAGUCAGCUGAGUUUCUGGGACCUCUGCAGUACAGAACCUGGAGAAAAAUGAGCUCCAUUUUUCAACCAGCUGUCACAGCAGUGACCCUCAACCCGGACACAGCCUAUCCUUGUCUGUGGGUUUCUCCGUGUUGCACCAGCGUCCAGGUGGGAAAAAUCCAACCAAACCUGCCCAACAACCCCGAGCGCUUCACCCGCUACAACAUCGUCCUGGGCUCUGAAGCCUUCUCCUCGGGCAGACACUACUGGGAGGUGGAGGUGGGCUCCAAAACGGCGUGGGGUCUCGGCGUGGCCACGGCCUCCGUCAACAGGAAGGAGGAGAUCAGCCUCUGUCCAGACGACGGUUUCUGGACCAUGGUGCUGAGGGACAGUGGCGACGGCAGCAGCGAGUACGAGGCGUGCACCGACUCAGAGGAGUGCAUGUUGUAUCCCGCUAAACCCCCCAGGAGGGUGGGGGUCUAUCUGGACUACGGGCGUGGUCAGGUGGCAUUUUAUGAUGCAGGAGACAUGAGCCACCUCUUCACCUUCUAUGAUGCAAAAUUCAAAGAGCCCGUUUUCCCCUACUUCAAUCCCUGGCCGAUCAUCAACGGACACAACCGGGAGCCGCUCACCGUAGUAACGCCACACUGGGGAUAGAUGUCCUUUUUACUAGAGAACUGAUGCUGUGCAUCAACAGAUUGAGACUCAAACUGAAUACAGAGAUUCAGCAGCCAACGAACUUUGAUGGACUCAUCUAAUGAGCAUUCACACAUGUGCCUUAUCAGAAAGACGUCUUGGCUAUAUGAGGAUAAACAUGCAGGUAACUGGAAUUCUCUUAAGAAACUAAACUGGACAAUUGACACUCUAAAAGAUCUAACUGUCGACAACCAACAGUAAAAAAAAAAAGAAAAAAAAACCCACCAAAAAUAAUCAAUUGAUUGAUCAAGCGUUGUCUGUUUAGGGAUAACUCCUUCUAUUUUGUUCCUCUGAGUCACAGAGCUCCAUUGCUGUUGUUUCACAACUAUAAGAAAUGCAUCAUGAUCCGUUAUUACCAUGAACACAUACUGUACUUUUAUAUUGAGUCAGUCCUUCGUAAACCCUCCUGCUGCUGUAAAUACUAACCAAUGAAUAAACCCCACAGUGCCCAGAGGUUUAGAAACAUUAUUUUUGCUAUAUUUUAGACUAUUUUUAACACAAGACUUUAUAUUUGUGGCUGUUUAAAAAAACAAAAAACAAAAAAACAUUUCCAUCCUAAUCAGAAAUUAAAGGUCUUACAUGGAAAAACAGACAAACACUUGGUUGGUUUUGGUGUUUUAAUAAAAUGUGUUAACAGUAAGAACCAUAUGGACCCGUUUUAUCCUUUAAAAUUUUGUAUUGACUUUGAAUACUUUACAGAAGGAGUAGGACAUAUUUGUCGCUAAAAAUGCAUUCGAACAGAAAGAUGUUAAAAAAAUGUUAUUAUUCUAAUCAACAUCUAAUGAUAUAACAUAAUAUAUUUUAUCGUUUUCAUGUAUACGAUCCUGGUAUUUUUAUGACAUGUACAUUGAAAGCAAUGAUGUGUUGAGUGAAUGCUGAUAUUUGACACAAGACUUUAAUAAUAUCAUUACAUUUACUACUGAG
Molecule: messenger RNA, 2594 nt
Organism: Stegastes partitus (bicolor damselfish)
Lineage: Eukaryota; Metazoa; Chordata; Actinopteri; Pomacentridae
Product: nuclear factor 7, brain-like
Exons: 6
Coding region: 78-1631 (517 amino acids)
Molecular function (GO): zinc ion binding; protein binding
Source: RefSeq, a predicted model, not a curated record